CUGAGCACCAGUUACCCUCGCGAAAAGCCCUUCCACCUGAAGAAUUACUGCGCCAGCGCCAACUACAUCCUGACCCUUUUAUUGGACGGUUACGGCUUCCAAAACGACACCUGGCAGAACAUCGCCUUCCAAAUGCAGGCUUCCAAUUCAGACAUCGGUUGGGCCUUGGGCUACAUGCUGAACCUCACCAACCGGAUCCCGGCUGAAGCCCCUCAACAGCUCAAGGGUCACGAAGAAGCUUUCUGGAUUGCAAGCAUCUUCUUCAUCGUGGCCACCCUGGCCCUCUGCCUCCUCGUCCUCAUUUUGCAUUCUCUGCUGUGA
Protobothrops mucrosquamatus (brown spotted pit viper) is the source of this 321-nucleotide messenger RNA. RefSeq names its product ectonucleoside triphosphate diphosphohydrolase 8-like. The transcript is spliced from 2 exons. Lineage: Eukaryota; Metazoa; Chordata; Lepidosauria; Squamata; Viperidae. Gene Ontology annotation, molecular function: hydrolase activity. The annotation marks the transcript as partial. The record is from RefSeq and is a predicted model, not a curated record.